This is a messenger RNA of Cryptococcus wingfieldii CBS 7118, 1602 nucleotides long. RefSeq lists its product as hypothetical. The coding region runs from base 1 to 1602 and encodes 533 amino acids. NCBI's taxonomy places the organism in Eukaryota, Fungi, Basidiomycota, Tremellomycetes, Tremellales, Cryptococcaceae. The record is from RefSeq and is a predicted model, not a curated record. The transcript is spliced from 6 exons.
AUGAACCCGCCUGCACUGUUCCAAACCUUGGGUUCCCAUUUCCCUCGUACCAUAAACGAGAACCAGGAGCUCAUCAACAAGGUCGACUGGCUCGUGUCCUCCCGGAAGUCCUCCAUUGCCAUUUCGCGUUGUUACCGGGAGGCAUUGUCUGGUCAAUCUGAGGAAGUGGCCGAACUCAAAGAGCAGAUAUUAGCCCUGCAGCAAGUGGUUAGCACAUUGAAUGGCGGCGAAGGAAGGAAGAGAAAGAGAGGAAAGGCUCAGACGUGGGAGAAGAACUCAGACAUCGAGUCCUGGGUGCAUGCUGGCGUCCGCCGUCUGCUGGGGAUGCCCGAAACGGGAAGCAAGGACAACUUUGCGCCAGAAAAGUGGCCCGACUAUGACAAGGAGGAAGCAACCAAUGGGUAUAUCCAAACGUCGGAGGGCAGGGCGCUGUGGAGGCCGGACUGGGGAAACCUUAAGAACAGAUUCUUUGAGAACCUGGUCGAAGCGGCGAUCAAGUCUUGUCUCGAUAACCAGGCGAUACUCGAGAAGGCCAAGGUGGCGCGUCCAUCGGAGGUGGAAGUGAGAGAUCGAGUGGUCAUGUACCUUGAGUCCAUCGACAGGAAAAAAGGGAACGCAGCGAGCGUUGAGACGGAGUGGAAGAAAAUUGAUGGUAGGACCAGAUCGUUGGUGAAAUUCAUCAAGGAUAAAUGGGACGACCUUCCUUUGAGCAAAUGUCGGGAGGCACCUCUUCUCAAGGCCGCCCUCACCGAGUACAACGGGGUUCUGCGAACCCUCUAUUUCAUAGAGUGGCACGAGACUCAGAACCCCUUGAAGGUCGCCGAGAAUGUCGCGGAGGACGGCGAGAAUAUUGACGAUCUUGAAGAUGCCGAACUUGACGACUACGACGAUAUUGUAGAGCCAUGGUGGUGGUCGGAAGUGAUUCGUCUUGCUGUAUGGACCGCCUUUGAAUUGUGGCAGCAGUCGAUUAAGAGAGGCGGCCGCCCCAGCGUCGACGUCUUCCACCUGCCACCUAAUUAUCACAAGCUUAGGACUACCGGCUUUCGUCUUGCUUCUGGCGUAUGCGCCGAGAUCGAAGAGGGAGAAGGCGGUGGUGAGGAGAUCAUCCAGCCCCGGAUCAAGUGCACCAAGAGCAUGAUCAACUGGGAUGUGGUCCGACCCGUCAACUCACCUCUGAUACCCGAUGAGUCACAAAUUCCUGGUGAUGUCGUCUCGGCUACAAGCCGCCACUUGCCGACACUUCAGCAAUAUCUCCUAAACACCCAACCUGGGAUCCUGACAAAGGUCACCGAUAAGCAUCUCAAACUUCCUCCUUGUGUCGAGAGCCACUGUCUCAGAAGCAUGUGGAAGGGCCGACGCAGACACGACGGCGUGCCGUACCAUAUGAAGAUCAACGCCGCUCGUCAGGGGGAACGCUUCGAUAAUCUGCAAGAGUUUCAUGAACAAGAGUCGGCGUCGACAGACAGGCGGGGUAGGGUGGUUUGGCCGACAGAUGGAGACGCUUUCAACGAUUACAGUGAUGUCGGGUUUGGCGAUGUUGGUGAUUUCAGACUUGACGAUGAUGGUGAUGAGGAUCCUCCCCUUCCGCCGACUCAAGAGUGA